CGGGUCGCUCAGAGGGGACCGGGACAAGGGGUUUCCUCCCUGCAAGGGUCACCAGGGACCCUUCGCCCAGCCCCGUCUCUGUACAACCCCAGGGAAGGGGGUGUCAGGUCUUGCUGUGACUUUUGCGGGAUUUUAACGGCUUAAUUCCUGCUCCACGAUAUACAGAAAAAGUAUGCCUCUGUGGGAGCGACGUUUCUGACUUAUUUUCCUGUGUUUAAUUUUAAAAUGAAGGAAACCAAGCGCAAAAGACAUUAGCGUCUUUAACUUCCCCAAGUUAGUCUUUACUAAUACUAACUAAUACUUAUUGCACUGUUUAUUAUAGCAAAGCAAUCACAGCGUGAUCGUGGUUCACUUAUUUGAUUCUAACAUGACGUUUGUCAUAGGGUAAAAGCACAGCCUCAUAGUUAUGUGCUCCUGAAACGUCUGUGGUGAGGUGACAGGGAGCUGUCAUUACGGGAGAGCAACGAAUGACACAAUGUUUCGUUAGUCUCAGAAUCCAUCACUAACAAUGCGCAGACAAUCAAAGCUUGUAAACGCUACCCUGAAAGUUACUGAGAGGAGAAACGCUGAAGAGAAAGAGGAGACCUCUUUCUCUGAUCUGUCAAAAGACCAGAAGAUUUGCAAAGGGACUGAAGCAAAAGCCACAAUGGCAUCUGAGAAGGAGAACUUGAGUGAUGGGAACCAAGUGCGGUUGCAAAAACACACCCUGAAAUACUCCAAAGUGCUAGAGAAGGAAUUGUACCACAGCAGAAAGGAUGCCAGCUGUCCGCUUGCUGGAUGCGCUUCUGAUACACUAAAUGGGGAUGUGGUUGGUGAACCUUCCUGGCCUUUGAACAGUAAGGAGAAAUUUUCAAGAAGCGGACGUGGUUCGUUGGGGGCUGAAUGCUGCUUGCCACCCAAGAGGGACAAAGCGGAAGAAAAGUCCUGUUGUGGAAUAGUGGAGAAACAGAGGAGAAAAACUGUUGACUUUGCAACUGUAACAACUGCUGAAUUUGGGAUUACUCAAGAAAGUUUUAUUAGUCCAUCUAUAGGGAAGUCCCCAAAUGCAUUAAAGUUAAGACGAAGAUCAGCGAUCGGAGUACGAGGGUCACCAGAAAAUAACGCCCUUAUUCAGUACCUUGCCCAGCAGAGGAGCAAUCGGCAAAAAGAAACGUUUACGCAGCACGCUAGUCCUUUUAAAUUUGCCAAGUCAUCGAAGGACAAAAUCAGGGUCUUUCAAACACCUUUGAAAUCAGUGCAAGAAGCUGAAGGGCAGAAGAACUUCCCUGGACUCUCUCAAGUGUCUGGUGGUUCUCAGGAAGCAGACUGUUCUGAGAACAAAGUACCCUUCACAAGCAAGUGCAGUCUGGAUCAGCAGAGUGAGAGGUCCGUGUCUGACUGCAGUGGAGCUGAUCUGAAAGAAAAUUUAAAACAGAACUUGACCUAUGGCAAUAAGUCUGAUUCCAAGAUUUGCACCACCUUGUCUUCACACCAAGGCAUGACUGUCACUGAACCUGCUCUUUCUAAGGAAUGGGCUUAUAAGGAACACAAUCCUAUUGAAUAUUCGGAUGCAAUUCUCAUUAGAGAUAUCUUAGAAGCAAGCCAUGAACUGAGCCUGGAAAUGCAUGAUGGAAGCAAGCCACCUGUCACACCAGUACGAAUGGGAAAUGCUUCAUUAAAUGAACAUACACAGAGUGGCUCCCAGCUGCGAUCUGUACUGAAGAAAAUGCCAGCGAAAGAACUGACGGAUUGCACUAAGGAAUACUCAACUGAUACUGUUGGCAGUGGAGGAAGGGAAUCUCUCGCGGUCUCUGAAGUAAAAAUCUGUGAAGCGUUGCAAACAGAGAAAACUGAACAAUACAGCUCCAAAAAGCCAAAGAAGAAAAAAGUUACUUUUGGAGAAGAUCUCAGCCCAGAAAUAUUUGAUAAAACUUUGCCUGCAAAUACUCCCUUGCGCAAAGGAGCAACACCAGUCCGUCAUCCGGGAUCACAAAGCAGUAGCCCUUUUACAGGGUCAAGAUUCACUGAGGAGCCAUUACCCCAGCCAAACUUUGAUUGCGAUGAUCAAUGCAUUGAGCCUCCUCAAGAGUUACAAGAGGAUUCUCUUGCUGCAGAAGACCUCUCACCUGUUGAAAACACCACAGAGGUCACUGCUGUAGCUGCAGAGUCUGCCCACUGUUUAGUAAAAGAAUCUGACAAAUCUCACACGAUAGCAACUCGUUCCUUUACUAAAAGGAAGUGCAGUGCUGAAGAUCUUCACUUUAACGGUGAAUUGUCCACUAGCCAUAAGACAUGCACACAGUAUCCUACCUGUAUUUCUGCUGGUUGCUGGAAUUUUAAGUCUAGCACCACUUCAGAGGGGGUUGAUCUCAGUAUCCCAAGAGCCACGAGUACUAAGAGUGUUAAAGAUACCAAAAAUCCAAGGAAAAACAAACUUCAGAGACCAAAGAAUAUUACCACGUCUGCUGCCAAAAAGACACAAAGAACAAAACAUGCAAGCUCUGGGAAAAGAAGAAAGAGAAAAGUUAAGAAAUCCUUGUAUGGGGAAAGAGAAAUGGCUUCUAAGAAGCCUCUUCUGAGCCCUAUCCCUGAGAUUCCAGAAGUUCUCUCUUCUGCCUCAUCUCCAAGCUCACCAAAGGCAAAUGCACUUCCAGAGGAUGCAUUUUUAGAUUUGAAAUCCAGCAAUGAUCAAAAGGAUGCUCAAUGGAAGCAAGCAAUCAAAGGAAUGAGAGGGGAAAACAUCCCUGCUGCUCACGUGCGUCCAGUCUCUGAGGACCUGGACGUUGGAGAAACCAGCAGCCCUGAUGUUACGGUGUUUCAGGUGUCAGAUGGUGAUCUGAAGUCAGUUUCUGGUCCUGAUCAUAAGUUUCCAAGCAUUGUACCAGACACAAACUAUGUUUCUGACACAUAUGACUGUCCCCAGCAAGCUGAAGAGACUGAGUGUUCAAAAGAGGAAAAAGAAAGUGAUUUCUUGAUAGAAAACAAGAACUUACAGGGAAAUUUCCCAAAUAAGGAAGAGUGGUUAACAGGGCUAGAAUUUCCAGAACAGGACACUGGUAUACAUGAGAUUCUCCGAAGAACUGGCCGUCCACCAAAAAAAUCAAGAGGUAGAAGAAGAAGCAGUACUGGCUAUGUUCCUCCUAUCAAAAAGUUCAAUUUUGAAACAAUUGGAAAUGAUCUUCCACUUUCUUUUAAUGUGGAGGAAGUCUUAUCUGCUCCUCAGCUGAAAAAUAACUCCUCCGAAGGGCCUUUUAGAAGGAAGAAGGGUAGCAGCAGUGAAACGAGCAGGGUGAGACGCAGCAUGAGGCUACACAAAGAUGCAGAAACGGAAGGACUGGCGUGGAUUCCAGUGCCCAAUGAGACUCUAAAGAACCCUCCUCCGGUAGCUUCUGGUUGCAAAACCAGGAGAACGAUAAGCACGUCUGUCCUUAGAGAAUCUGAGAACAUUCACCACAGAGAAGAAAAUCUCAUCCAGUUUGCAGCACCAGGGAAGGAGAACGGUGACCCUGUUAAUCUGGCUGACGGUCCUUGCAGAAGAUGGAGGAGGAAGAGUGUGAGUGUAUCAGCGCCUCAAGAAACAAGAACUUGGUCUCAAACCCGGAAAAGGAGCAUAACAAAUUCUGUACACAGCAAGGACAGAAAGAACCAAAGACUCUCUGAAGAAGCAGAAAUACCUGUUGAAAAUCAGGCUAACUCUUAGUGAGGUUUCAGCUACCUCCUGUUUAUUCUAAAGCGAAGACACCAUCAGUUUUUCCCAAGACAAGACCUCCUAAGUCAACUUGAAAGGAACUUCACUAAUUAAACGCUGUUCAUCUCGUACUGCUAGAGAAAUAUUAUGGAAUUUAUCAAAACGGUCUCCUUGAGGUUUUAUUUUGGCUUUUGUGUCACAAUGAAAAUUUUAGGUUUGGAAUCAGGGUGGUAACAAACAGUGACUUGGGUUUAAUGUUGUUGCGACAGCAGUAUGUUGGCUUGCCAGGAGAGGGCAGUCUGACAUGAGUUUUUGUGCUCAUAACUGAAUUAUUUUGAAAAUGUACAAGAUCUUUGAACAGAUGCUAGCUCCGAUUAUAAUCUAAGGUUAUGUGAGAUCAAAACUGACUAAUAAUAGCUACUACUUCUAACAUUCAAAAAAAAUCAAAAUAGCAACUGCAGUAAGUACUAAAACUUAUACUAGAGAGGUGAAAUGUUUGUGUGCCAUAUUCAGACAGGACUUUCUAUGUGGAAAUCACGUGGCACUCUUAAACACAGCAGAGCUCUGCAGUUGCUGCAGGGAUGUUAGGGAUUACCUGUUACAUCACAUCAGGCAGUGAGGGAAACCUCUUGAGACUGUGCAUGUCAUAUCCUGAGUGCCAGGCCAAAAUGGUCAGGUUAAGUACAGAGAAGUCCUGGAGGAAGGAGGCAGUAAGCUGGCAUAUGUGACACGAGAGGGCUGAAUCUCCAAAGUGCUGCCUAGCACCUGCUUUCUGUGGUGCUGCUGUCCUUUGCAUCAGUCACGGCAGCGGUGGAAGUGUGUUCUCCCUCGAGGUUUCUUGAGUGGAUGUGUUAAGUGCACUUUAGAUGUGAAGUGUAAGUAAAAUCAGAAAUAGACGAGCACGGGUAAGGAGAAGGAAAACCAAAGCUUGCAUUUGCCUCCUGGCACAACUUGGUUGAAAAGGGUUGAAUUACGUGUAGAUGCUCGAUGGCAGUUCACAUGGCUUAUGUGAGGGUGAGGUUCAAACCUGCAAAGGAAUAGAGGUUGCAGUAAUGAUUUAAUCUGGAGAGGACUUGAGAGGAGACAAGGCUUCAGUUAUGCAGAAUCUUAUUGGAGCAGGAGGUUAAUGAUCAGUUCUCCAUAUCUGUACUGGAGGGGACAAUAAAUAAUGCUUUUAAAUUAGGAAAAAAUAUCUUUUUUUAAGCAGUAAGAAGUAGCUCCUGCACCAGAGAUGGCUGAGCACAAGAAUACAUUGCCUUGGGAAGCUGUGAAAUCUCCGUCACUGGAGGCUUUUAAGAAUAGAUUAAAAAACUGUCUGCCAGGAAUAUCUGUCUGCGACUUGCUCUUCUGAGGAAGAGCAUUUCUCUUGACUCCUGGGAUAGUGUAACCAGCAAUUUGAUGGCCAUGAUGUCCUGCAGGAAGGGUGACCAGCAGAGUGACCAACGCUGUUCCCUUUCCAGGUUUCUAAAACUGAGUUACCAUAAACCUUCGAAUGGCAGCAACUUCACUAUCCCCAUUCAAUGAACAGAAGUGCUUUGAGUUGGUCUCUUGUCUUCAUUUCUCGGUGACGGUAUAGGAAUGAAACUUCAGGUCUGUUGUGUGCAGACAAGUCCCAAGGUUCAAGAGAUUUUGUGGCUGUAGUUGUAGUUUUCAGCUGGUAAUAGCAGCACUACCAGGAGCAGACUUCAGUGGUGUUCUGUCAGGUUGGAUUACUCACUAACACCAGCAGCAGUUUUACUUGUGACGUGUUCGUCGGACAAGAAUGCCCCAAAUCAGCCUUGUACAACUGAGCUGUGUUUUAGUUGGAUCAGUGAAGCAUCACCGCACAGUAUGUCAGACCGGGGACUAUGCAGUGCCCAUUUUGAAGGCUAGCCUCUGGAGCCUUCAGUUUAAGUCACCAUUUCAACUAUUUUUAACAAAGUCCCGUGUCAACUUUGUGUAUUUUAAUGGCAUCUGAGGAAAUCUGUGGUAGAGGAUGUUUUUUUUGCCUCUCGUUCACUUUCACUACUGUUCUAAGGGGAAGCUUCUCUCUUUAGAGGGUUAUUAUAAAGACAAGCUUGUGUAUUCAGUAAUGAUGUAGCUAGUAGGAUUAAUAUAUUACAGAUAUAUUGUGGUGUUUGUGCUUUCCCAUGAAGUUCACUCUUAAUGUAUUCUUAGAUAUUCAGGCAGCUGAACAUGUGGAAGCAACGAGGAGUACAUCACAGCUGGGACGCUCUUCCCGUAGACUUGCAUUAUAUUACUAAGCUGAGAAUGCAAAGACCAGUAAUACUUCAUGUGCUUCAUUCAGAAAGUGUUCAAGGGACAGAUCAGGGUCUCUAUUUCUGUUUUCCAGCAAUUAUUUUAUGCCAGUGUUUUGCCAUAGUGAAGAUGCUCUCUGAUUACAGAAGUGGAGGCUGCAUGACCAAGUUUUCUCCCGUGUGAUUUAAGAGAGUUCAAACAACUUCCUCAACCUGGCGCUCACUGUAAGCAGGGGAAAGAAAAUAAGAAUAGUAUGUGCUAUUUUUAUCUGAUAAAGCUGAUAAGCUCUAUUUUAAAAUAAUUGUAAAUAAACCUUCAUGUCUUCAGCUUUUUUUUCUCUACUUGCUACUGAUCAAUUUGGCUAUUGAAGGGGGAAUUGAAAUGCCUGAGUGUUGCAUAUAAAUUUCACUAUUGUGUAUUCACCUACUUGUGAUAAUGAUGUGGUUGUUUUGAACUCCACUAAAACGUUUUGUGCUCUAGCUCCUCUUCCUGACCCUGAAUCCUCUAGCGCUCUUACAGUUUACUUAGAUUUAGAAAGAAAUUAGCGGUGAAGUGAUCUAUGCACAAGGAAGCAAACAGAAAAUCCUUGUUACAUCUAUGUACAAGGAAAUGGAGAGGGGAAAAAAAAGCCAUUGAUGUAUGCCAAGUACAGCUGGAGCGUAUAGGAACAGGAGUGAAAGAAAUUUCAUUUUCAAGCUGCUAACAGGUAUGUAAGUGAUGGAAAUCAUUUAAAAAACAAGCUGUGAUGUGUAGUUGAAUAUUCCUUCCACUUGCACAAUUUUUAAAUUAGGAGGUAAACAGUGCAAAUCACAGACGUGAAGUAAGGUAGUGCCUAACUCCACUGUGUUCCUGUGGAAAAAAUGAGGUGGUGCCUGUAACUUAUAGACAAGAAGGCUAAUGUAUUAGUUUUGUAAUUAACUCGUGUAAAUUGUGCAUAACAGAGCAAUUAACUACUUUAACCAAGCUUUGGAGGGAGACGAAGAAAAACCUGUGUGCACUGGGAAUGAGGGCAUGGAACAUAUUCCCUGACUCAAACCUGAAAAACCUGGUGUUAGUCUUGGGUUAUUUCCAGUGACCCCUUGACUCCCAUCUUCCUGCCCCCUGCACAGAUUUGGAACUGGUCAGCCAUUUUUGUUUUUGGAAGGGAGAGGAGACAGAUAUAAUGAAUGGCUUUUAUUGUGCAAUAUUUCAAAACCUUUUUGACUGCAUUCGGAUGGGAUGGAAAAUGUUCUACCCUGUACUGUAGCCAAAACAAACAAAACAUAUUCCCUAAACCUGGAUGUGUGUUUCACUCAAACUGGCAGUAGUUAGAGCUCUACUCUUAAACAAGAAUUUAGUUUGACAAUUUUUAGGCCUUGUUCAGCUGAAUGUAACAGCCAAAGAAAAUACGGGGAAAAAAAUUAAAUAAUACACAUAUUUACAGCUUGCAGGUGGCAUUAAUUUUUGCAGUUCGUAGUGUUUAGUUUCAAGAAUCCCUGUUAGUUGGGAUAUAUUGUAAAUGUUAAAAAAUAUUCUUAAUUGUCUUUUUUUUUUUAGAUUAGUUUUUUUUCUUUUUAAAUGAAAAUAGUCAUUCUGAAGGAAAACAUUUUAUGUAGCUCCCUGAUGGGUGAUAAAUAGCUGUGAUUCAAGGCUUUAAAAGUUUAGGGUCUACCAAGAAACUGAAAAUUCUGCAAACACAAGACCAGCAAUCUAGCAGUAAAACCUCUUGACAGAAACCUGCUCGGGCCUGGCUUCCAGCUCCACUAAAGUUUAGUUUAAAUACCCUCUUUAUGGUGCAGGCUUACUGCUGGGUUUUGGCAUCGCCAGUCAGUUCGGUGAAGGCCUUGCAGCGUGUAACCAAGAUAAUUCAUGUUGUGCAACACGUUUUAUGGCCUGAACAACCAUAUUUCUCAUUAAUAAUAAUAACUUUAAAUUUAGACACCUAUGCCAGGAGGCCUCCGGGUAGAACACAUCCUCUGUUCUUCACAAUCCCACCCUCCAAAGAGAAGUCCCUUUGAGCACAUAAAAUGCAAAAGUCCUCGUGUUUUGAAGUAGAGAAACGAGCCUCAUUUUAAAAAUUAUUAUGAUUAAAUCAUUAAAGAUUACAAACAAGGUAUCUUGAAGUCUGAGGAGAAGUUGUCAGAAAAAAUAGCGAUCGUUCCUCAAAAGCCCUGAUGACAUAGUAAACAAACCAAGCUCAGAAUCAGAAAUCUGGGCUUUUUGGUCCCUCUGUGGUCAGCAUUUUGUUUUGUGCUGUUCUUGAAUUAAAUGUUACUCAGUUUUCUUGCCCUUUCUUUCGUUUAUUUGCCAGCACUGUAGCACCAGGAUGAAAAAUAUGGAUCUACUCUUACCAUCCAUUAAAUCAACUGAGUUUUACUGAAGACACUUUUGAAGUCAAGCUUCACUCUGUCAUAAAUAAGCUGCCUAUGUCAUACAAAUGUUUGGACAAACAAAUGUACUUAGUUCCAUGUUCAGAAGGUCAGUAACGCUGAGUUUUGGUAGUAAAUAUCCAUUAAUGCAAAUCUACUAAGGUUGUAAGGGAAUUCAUGUUUGAACUACGAUUUGGAUAUGUUGAGUAUCCUCCUGUGUGCUAUCAAGAAAGUAAUUGUGUGGUUACUAAUAUUAAUGAUUAAUAGAAAGGUCCUUCCACUUUCCUCUCAAAAAAGAAAAAAAAAA
Molecule: messenger RNA, 8560 nt
Organism: Oxyura jamaicensis (ruddy duck)
Lineage: Eukaryota; Metazoa; Chordata; Aves; Anseriformes; Anatidae
Gene: CDCA2
Product: cell division cycle associated 2
Exons: 19
Coding region: 509-3679 (1056 amino acids)
Biological process (GO): regulation of mitotic nuclear division; regulation of chromosome segregation
Cellular component (GO): chromosome; nucleus
Source: RefSeq, a predicted model, not a curated record